AUGCGUUGUUCAAUUCUUCCGUCAGCAGCAACUCGCCGUCAGCACAACUCCGCCGUCAGCACAACUCCGCCGUCAGCAGCAAUUUCGCCGUCAGCAGCAACUACGCCGUCAGCAGCAACUUUGCCGUCAGCAGCAACUUCGCCGUCAGCACAACUUUGCCGUCAUCAGCAACUUCGCCGUCAGCAGCAACUUCGCCGUCAGCACAACUUCACUGUCAGCACAACUUCGCCGUCAGCACAACUUCGCCGUCAGCACAACUUCGCCGUCAGCAGCAACUUCGCCGUCAGCAGCAACUUCGCCGUCAGCAGCAACUUCGCCGUCAGCAGCAACUUCGCCGUCAGCAGCAACUUCGCCGUCAGCAGCAACUUCACCGUCAGUAGCAACUUCACCGUCAGCAGCAACUUCGCCGUCAGCAGCAACUUCACCGUCAGCACAGCUUCGCCGUCAGCAGCAACUUCGCCGUCAGCACAACUUCGCCGUCAGCAGCAACUUCGCCGUCAGCAGCAACUUCGCCGUCAGCAGCAACUUCGCCGUCAGCAGCAACUUCACCGUCAGUAG
Penaeus chinensis is the source of this 558-nucleotide messenger RNA. RefSeq lists its product as uncharacterized. NCBI's taxonomy places the organism in Eukaryota, Metazoa, Arthropoda, Malacostraca, Decapoda, Penaeidae. The transcript has a single exon. The coding region runs from base 1 to 558 and encodes 185 amino acids. The record is from RefSeq and is a predicted model, not a curated record.